This is a messenger RNA of Jatropha curcas, 1339 nucleotides long. RefSeq lists its product as uncharacterized. NCBI's taxonomy places the organism in Eukaryota, Viridiplantae, Streptophyta, Magnoliopsida, Malpighiales, Euphorbiaceae. The record is from RefSeq and is a predicted model, not a curated record.
CGGACCAAAGUACCCAUGCCAUUGAACCAAAUCUCAAUUAAGGCACUGGUGGAAAUCAAAAUCUACUUCCUUUACCGUCCUCCAUCGCCAAUUAUCCAGCAUUUUUCUCAUAUGACCACUUCUCUGAAUCUCUCUCUCCCGUUCAUUCACCCACUUCCAUCACGCGCUUGUCGUCUGUGGCCAAUUCACUCGCCGAUCACUGUCUUGCCGCUGAACACUGUGAAAAAUUCAGCACUUUGUUCAUUUAAUCUCUCUUCCAUAUACUGCCAGCAGAGAACUCUCCAAAAACCUACUUUGAUUAUGUCCUCGGCGAUCUCUCAACCAGAAGUAACCGAACUCAGUGACGAUUCCGAUUUCCACAAACUCCUCUGUCCAUCCGGUCUCAUCUCAAUUUGCGGCUUCGGUUCUCUCCUUUCCGAGAGAAGCGCAAGAAGCACAUUUCCUGAUCUGGUAAACUUCAGGGUUGCGAGAUUGAAUGGAUUUCGGCGAGUGUUUGCUCAUGUGGCGCCAAUUUUCUUCGAACGUGGCAUCGCCAAGCCUGAAACUAAGGAAAUUUCGAGCUUGAGCGUGGAGCCUUGUGAAGGUGAAGUUCUUAUAAUUACAGUUUUUGAGAUUGAUAAAUCAGAGAUUCCUGCUUUUAUGGAGAGGGAGCUUGAGUUUCGAUUUCUAGCUGUUGUGCCUGAAACACUUGAUGGGAAACCAUUUGAUAGCCCAGCGGUGCUUUGUGCACGUUACAGUGAUGAAGAAUUUUUUCAAAUUAGAUGCAAAGGGAGCAAGGAGAUUUAUUUUCAACAUUAUGGAAGAUACAACAUCGAUAAGAUCUGGAGAGAUGAUAUCUUGCCUUGCCGUACUUAUCUUCGGCACUGUGUGUUGGCAGCGAAGAAUCUUGGCAGUGCAGCAUAUGACAACUUUUUGGAUCACACAUUCCUUGGAGAUCGGAAAACAACCAUCCGUGAGCAUCUAGCAACAGCAGGUGCAGGUAUAAUGGAAGAAGAGCCCCCAGAGUCCCUGAAGACCCGUUAUGGUGGCUGAUAUUGCUAAAUUGGUGAGCCAUUCGUUUGUCAAGGAUGGUUGCACUUCAAGAUAGAAUUCUUCAAUCUCAUUUUCUCUGAGAAGAGGAAAAAAUCUUCAAAAUGUUCUCUGUCCUAACUUUUAUUGAUGAGUCUGGAUAAGACACCGGCUGGGAAAAGGAAUCAUAAAUAUGCUAAUAAAUUUUUAUUUUCAUUUAAAAUCAUUGCAAGCAAACAUGGCAAUUCGUCAGUUUUCACCUUUGAUGAAUGCGUACAUAUCAUGGAUAUCUCACAUUUAAUAAUAGCAGUUGUGAUAUGACUUCUCUCUU